Molecule: messenger RNA, 3131 nt
Organism: Melopsittacus undulatus (budgerigar)
Lineage: Eukaryota; Metazoa; Chordata; Aves; Psittaciformes; Psittaculidae
Gene: LANCL1
Product: LanC like glutathione S-transferase 1
Exons: 9
Coding region: 43-1245 (400 amino acids)
Biological process (GO): peptide modification; carbohydrate metabolic process
Cellular component (GO): plasma membrane
Source: RefSeq, a predicted model, not a curated record
CUUCCGGGGCGGAGCGCGGAGCGGAUCGGGGCCGCUGGAACCAUGAUGGCGCAGCGGGCACUGCCGAACCCUUAUGCCGACUACGACAAGUCCUUGGCCACCGGUUACUUCGAUGCUGCCGGGAGGCUGACCCCCGAAUUCACGCAGAGGCUGAAUAACAAGAUCCGGGAGCUGCUCCAGCACAUGGAGAGAGGCCUCAAGUCUGCAGACCCGCAGGACUGCACCGCGUACACUGGCUGGGCAGGCAUUGCUGUGCUGUAUUUGCACCUCUAUGAUGUGUAUGGAGACCCAGCCUACCUUCAAGCAGCCCAUGAGUAUGUAAAGAAGAGCCUGAGCUGUCUGACAAGACGAUCCAUCACGUUCUUGUGUGGAGAUGCCGGGCCCCUGGCAGUGGCUGCUGUUGUCUACCACAAACUGCAGAACCACAAGCAGUCAGAAGACUGCAUCACUCGUUUGCUCCACCUUCACAAGCUUGACCCCCGAGUGCCAGAUGAGCUGCUCUAUGGGCGCAUGGGCUAUCUCUAUGCACUGAUGUUUGUGAACAAGCACUUUGGAGAGGAAAAGAUCCCUCAGAGUCACAUUCAGCAGGUCUGUGAAGCUGUUGUUGCCUCAGGAGAGAGCUUGGCCAAAAGGAGGAACUUCACAGCAAAGAGCCCACUGAUGUAUGAGUGGUACCAGGAGUACUAUGUAGGAGCAGCCCAUGGUUUGGCUGGGAUCUACUACUAUCUCAUGCAGCCUGGCCUUGGAGUAAGCCAAGUAAAACUGCACAACACAGUGAAACCCAGCGUGGACUACGUCUGCCAGCUCAAGUUCCCAUCUGGCAAUUACCCUCCCUGCAUCAAUGACACCAGAGACCUACUCGUGCACUGGUGCCACGGGGCACCAGGUGUUAUCUACAUGCUUCUCCAGGCCUACAAGGUCUUUGGGGAACAGCAGUACCUAAAUGAUGCCCUGCAGUGUGCAGAAGUCAUCUGGCAGUAUGGGUUACUGAAGAAAGGCUAUGGACUGUGCCAUGGCACAGCUGGCAAUGCUUACAGCUUCUUGGCACUGUAUAACCUCACUCAGAACAUGAAAUACCUUUACAGGGCCUGCAAGUUUGCAGAGUGGUGUUUAAGCUAUGGCCAGCAUGGGUGCCGGACUCCAGACACUCCAUUCUCUCUCUUUGAAGGAAUGGCUGGAACGAUUUACUUCCUUGCUGACCUGCUGGUGCCAACCAAGGCCAAGUUCCCUGCAUUUGAACUCUAAAUCUGAGCUUGGCAGUUUCAUGCCUGAAUCCUUCUGCACUUGGAAAAGCAGUUUGGAUCCGCUUUCUCCUCCUUCCAAAGUCAUUGUUCACCGAACUGAAGGGAAACCCAUCCUCCUGAGGGCAUGCUGAGUUCUCUAAUACUUCUAAUCAUCUCAUUGCAUUGUUUCCGUUUAAAAGACAGAAUGCAGGUUUGGCUGGUGUCUUAGAAACACAGGGAGCAGGGAGAAAAUACACAGUAUUCUGUUGGCUAGAGAGUUCUGCUAUUUUUUGUAUCCCAUUUUCUGUGUCCUGUUUCCUGGGUGAAAGUUUUCUAUUGAAUGCAUCUUUGGCUAUUUAUUAUUGUGAGCUGACAGAUACUAGCAGGAAUUUAGUUGCCUUUGGAAAAUGAAAGAUGAAAAACUGGGACUAUUGCCCUGCAAGUUGCUUGUAGGAGUUUCUUGUCUGAAUACCCAAGGAGCAGGCAGUUCAGUGUCUGAGCUGCUUCACAUAAAGCAAAUGUGAUGGGCUCUGGAGGCUUUCUAUAUGUUCUUUAAACAUCAAAUUGCAAGUGGCACAGCUGGGUCUGUCCUGAAUUUCCACUUACCUGCUUUAAAGACAAAGGCUAUGUAUAACUCCUGUGCAUUUCUUCCCAGUGACAGCCAAAUAAUCCACUGGCUUUUGUGCCUAUUUGCCAUCUUAUGCUAAACCUUGCAAAAGGCAAGGUUUAUCAUGUAAUGGCAAACUCCAAAAGUGAGCUAAACAUGCUUGCUGGUGUGGUCUCUUCUGCUUAGCUUUGAAGGUUUAUUAUGCAGUCUUUCAUUACAGUUGUGUAUGAAUAUGAUGGGUGAGAGGUGGUGCCAGGCCCACCAAGCAGCAGCAUGGGAAAAAGCACUGAAUUCUGCCCACUUUAACCUAUUCCCUGUAUGGAUGUUGUUUACAUGCUUCCUUUUAUAAGCUUUCCUGAACCUGGAUAAUUUGAGUCACUUGUUUGCCUUGUUACUACUUGCUUCUUGUAGUUUGAUAUGCAACCACAUGUCUACUCACCUGAAAUGUCUGCUCUAGGUUAAAUAGGUUUGACCCAUUGAGCAGAUCAGAUACUUGUAAGGGACUUGACCCUGUAAAGGACAUUCUUAGUACUGAGCACGAGCUAAGCACUGAGCACAGCGAAAUCUACUGAUGCAGCCAUAGUGCUUGGUGCUGUUUGAGAGCAGCUCCUCAGCCUGCACAAGCAACCUCCAAGCCAGCACUCCUGCACCAGUGACAGUGAAGUAGAAGGACCAAACCUGGCACACUAACAUAGCUAGCUCCCAUGUGCUUGAAUGCAAGGUAGCCUAGCCACAGCAUAGGCAGACCCUCAAGAACCUCCUGGAUGGGCUGCUCCAGCAAAGAGUAGAAGCCAUUCCUGGAAGGCUGCUUGUUUCCUCAAAACCCAGCCUCCUGCUGCCAUCACGUUUCUGGAAGUUCAUCCAAAGAUGGCCUGAAAUGCAGAGAAGCUCAGUCUGCUUUGGGCUGAGCAUUCCUGUCAGAAGCCUCAAGCUCAUGCAGACCUUUGCCUAUCAUUCACAGAGCCUAAACAACACAGGGAGGUGACUGGAAAGGAGGAAGCACAGCCCUGAGGGCUGGAUUUGGCUAAUCAGACAGUUUGGGGGUAGGAUCCUGUAGGACGUGAGGCCUGCUGUCAGUUACCUUCCGGCUUGGCUGGUGUGAUGGCAGUGCAGGACACUGCUCUGAGCCUAGGUUUCUUCUGGGCACUACUGCUGCAAAGGAGGUGGUUCCUGCAGCCUGGUGCCAUGGCAGCAUCAAGUCCCAGGGUUGGUACACUGAUGGUCAGGGGAUCAUCAGGGUACAUGUGUACUGGUAUACAAGUGUUUUGUGGAGCACUGUUUAAUAAAAACACCAAAACUAC